Molecule: messenger RNA, 4041 nt
Organism: Acanthochromis polyacanthus (spiny chromis)
Lineage: Eukaryota; Metazoa; Chordata; Actinopteri; Pomacentridae
Product: sorting nexin-19-like
Exons: 12
Coding region: 168-2882 (904 amino acids)
Cellular component (GO): early endosome membrane; intracellular membrane-bounded organelle
Molecular function (GO): phosphatidylinositol binding
Source: RefSeq, a predicted model, not a curated record
CAAGUGGACACCUAACAGCUAGUUGUCCAUAUGGUCCGUGCCAGAUAAUCUUUGUCAGAGGAUUAAAGUGUGUCCCAGAGGAGGAGGAAGAGGACGCUCUACAGGGCUUGUAUUCAUGCUAUGACGCUUCUAUAACCUUCCAGGACAUAUUUCUCCAGCUGACCAGAAUGCCUUCCACUAAAAGCUCUAAUCACUGGACGUUAUCAGAGUUUCUUGGGCAGCGCAGACUGUUGGGACUCGGGGCUCUGCUGGCGUGGCUCAUCCUCUUCCAUCUCCUGGUGAACGUUUGGCUCCUCUGUGUCUUCACCAGCCUCCUGGUGGUUCUCGGAGGUUGGCUUGGGUCCCGGGCUGUACUGGAUGCCAACAGCCUUCUCCACUUGGAACAUUUCUUGCCUCUUGGCACAGUUAACCCACCUCUGCCUUCGCCUGAGCACGAGUGGAGGUUGAACCAUGAGAUCCACAGCGCCGUCCACAAAGCAGUGCGUGACUUUGUGUCCUCGUGGUAUCGCACUCUGCUGCCAGACGUGGAGGGAGAGUUUGAACGUGCGGUGCGUAAUUCAAUGCUGGAGUCAGUGAUGGAGCUGAAGGAGCGUGCACGGCACGUGGACAGAAAAGCGCUGGUUCAACGGCUGCUGGAGCUGUAUGGCUGUCACCUGCAGAGCUACAUGACAGUGAGACAGAUUCAGUCGACACAGAAGGAGAGCUUUAGCCUCUGGCAGCUCUACAGUGAAGUAGAUGCUCCUCAUCCAGCUGUGAGCAGCACAACGGCUGAGCUCAGUUACUCCAGAGCUCUAGUUAACCUCGUAUUACACGUCCUGGUUCCGUACCCUCAGAUGGAAACCAAGACCGGAGGCUACAUGGUAACAGAGCUCAUCACCUGCAACGUGCUGCUGCCUCUAAUAAGCAGAGUUUCUGAUCCUGACUGGCUCAACCAGACCAUCGUAGACAUCUUCACCAGGUCCAGAGAACCACAGGAGAUCAGCAUAGAUGACCUCCCAUCAGAAGCUCUAUACAAAUGUCAGAUCCAGCAGGAGUCCUGGACCACCUGCAAGUCACUGUCUUCUUCUGAUCAAACUGGCCUCACCUGCAAAAGCUCCUCUUGCUCUGAUGAUCUGCAGAGUCCAGCAGACUCCUCACAGGGCAGCAUGGUCAGCCUGACAUCUGCUGGGAAAGUGCAAAGUUGCCAUGCAGGUUUGCUCAAACCAUACAAAGUAAACUGCUGUUCUCUCACAUCCGGCCGCUACUCAUCACAGACCAAAAUAAUUUCAUCGGACUCGCUGAUUCCGUCAGAUUCAGAAGACGACCUGACAGGAGGCUUUUGUGACUGUGGUCCUCCAACCAACUUCUGCAACGUGCUCAACUUAAAAGAUGACGAAGACUUUGGCUGCUUUGGUCCUCUGAGAAAUAUUGGGCCUAAGGUAGUGGUGCCCGACGACUCCCAGUGGCCAGCAGGGAUAGCUCAAGAGAAAUCUCCAACUUGUCCUCCAAGAAGGCUCUGUAUAUCCCCCUACAGCUUUGAUGCUCCCAACAACCCAGCUUCACCUGUGAUCAUCCAGAACGUGCAAGUUUCUGGAACUGUCAGUGUAAAGGAGCAGCGUAGCGGUGGCAUACAUCCAUAUACUCUCUACACUGUAAAGUUUGAGACCCUGACUGACCCUGAUAAUGCCGACACUCUACAACCUGCAGCCAGUCACACCGUCAAUCGCAGAUACAGCGAGUUCCUCAACUUGCAGGGACGUUUAGAGGAGAAGCCUGAAGUGAAGAAAUUCAUCAAAAAUGUGAAAGGCCCGAAGAAAAUGUUCCCCGACCUCCCUUUUGGCAGUCCAGAUGGUGAGAAAGUUGAAGCACGUAAAGCCCAACUGGAUGCCUUCCUGAAACAAUUAGGCAGCAUUCCUGAGACAGCCAACAGUGAAGACAUGCAAGAGUUUCUAGCUCUUAACUCAGACGCUUGCACGUAUUUUGGAAGGAAGCCUUUUGUCAAGUCAAGAAUUGAUAAGAUGAUGGAAAAUGCUUUAGACACCUUGAAGACAGCCUUCCCUCAUCCUGAAACCCUUAGUCCCACAGAGGACAUCGAAGGAGAUGCUGAUGGAAGGACGAUGGAAAGAAAGUACAGGAGGCUUAUGUUCGGCAGCAAAGUUUCCCCAUCUCUCAACAUACCUGACCUACAUCCUAAAGUGGGAUACUGCUUCAGUGAAGGCAGCCCUGUCCUCAAUGGCAUGUCACUAUCCAGCCUGGAGAGCUUUGUCAGAGAGCGAGAAAGACUUUUAUGUGAGCCGAAUGGGAAAGAAGCAGUCAAGCAGAGCUGUGAGCAGCAAGGCAAAGACAAGAAGAGUUCAGGGAAAAAUCACGGAACAGACACAGCUGUGGCAGAUGUUGCUUUGAACAUCUUGUGUCUGCUGAUGAAGGACCAGUGGAGCUGGCUGUGCACUGAGAACAUACAGAAAACCAUCAGACUGCUCUUUGGCACUUUCAUUGAAAGAUGGUUGGAUGUCGGGGUUGCCCAUCUGACCAGUGCCCCCUGCUGGGUGAUUUACCUCCAAGUGCUGCAGGAGGCUGUCUGGCCAGGCGGCACGCUGCCUACUCAGCCACGGCCAGAGCGAAGUGUCGCAGAAAGAGAGGAAACGAAGGGGCGAUGUUUGGAUUGUCUAACGCAGCUGUUACCAGAACUCAUCACUGACAUGCUGGGCAGCGAGAAGUACAGACUGAGCUUAGAGACCUUGCUGGAGUCUUUACAGGACCAUCAGAUAAACAAACAUCUGCUUUACUGCAUCUGUGACCUGCUGCUGGAGUUUCUGAUCCCUGAGUCGUGUGACGAGGUCUUCCAGAAGUCUCUCCUGCAGAGUUUGGCUAAAAACACAGAGAGAGACAGUCCUCACAUGUGAUCUACACAUAAUAUACUUACAGAUGGAUGCACAAUGUGCAGUAUACUGUAUGUGUGACCUGGAGUUCACAGCAUAAUAGCACUAAAUAGUAGCAGUCACUUCUUUUGAUUAGCAGGAGAAAUGUCUUCUCUUAGCUUCACGCAUUUUUAAUAAGCUUCCCUUCCUUGUGAUCAACUGUAGCACAAAGAAGUGGGAAUGUGAGAAAUGUGUGUGUAUCAGAAGGUAACUACUAUGGUGUCAUAUAAAAUAUGAGUUGAGGAAUAUUUAUUACUAAAGUAAUAUUGUGAGUGAGUAUUGGUGGGACCUUCCCAGCCACAUUAAAAAAGUAUUUUGGCCACAUUAUGGUUUGGAUCUUUGCCUUGGCUGGCGAGUCUCCCCUUGUGAUUUUACUGCAUUUCUGGCUGAUACACUUCCCAAGAGAGGCAGGUCUAGUGGUCAGAAAACCCACAACUAUAGCCAGAGCUGCUUCGAUCCAUGACGCUUUCUUUCAAAGUAUAAAUUAUGAUUGAUGUCCAUGUUUGAGCUGAGAAUAUGGGAACGGUCCCUGGAGUCAAGGUCGUGACACAGUGGGCUGGGAAACGGUUUUGGGGAAUGGAUUUGCUUAAUUAAAAACUCUGAAUUCCAAUAAACAACAUUCCAGCUACAUGGUCUGGCUUGCCACAAGGACCAGUGUGCCGUUUGCAGACCCAAGUGCACAAGAGAUGUAGCAACUGUAUCAAAAAAGCUAGUUUUACAAUUAGAAACAUGAUUUUUGUAUUACUUGAAGAAUUGGCGUGACUGUCAAACAUGGCUUAAUGGCAUUUAAAGCGACUGUUUACCUCAUGAAUUUAUUCUGGUACAUUUUGGUGGCUUAUGGGUUUUAAAGCCUGUCCAAAGAAAUCAACAAGAUUUCUGAUAUUCACUGUAUUCGUCACAGAAAUGAUGAGUGUCCACCGAUAACAAUCUGUUUUGUUUCCUCCCAGCCUGUGUUAUAUUAUAAGAAAUGAAGCAGAAGGUUGUAUAUACUGUUCCUGCUGUGCUGUGGAAAUACUGUGAUAAAUUAGAUUUCAGUGGCCUUAACCCAGAAAUAAAUUAAAGUUCCUUGUUAUUGCAUUUUUUCUCAAUAAUACUAAUGUAAUUGUAUUGACAUAAGAGGAAUGAAUACAACUACUUAAUUAGA